This is a messenger RNA of Girardinichthys multiradiatus, 4117 nucleotides long. RefSeq names its product inositol polyphosphate phosphatase-like 1b (gene inppl1b). The record is from RefSeq and is a predicted model, not a curated record. Gene Ontology annotation, biological process: phosphatidylinositol dephosphorylation. The transcript is spliced from 27 exons. Gene Ontology annotation, molecular function: phosphatase activity; protein binding. NCBI's taxonomy places the organism in Eukaryota, Metazoa, Chordata, Actinopteri, Cyprinodontiformes, Goodeidae. The coding region runs from base 4 to 3660 and encodes 1218 amino acids.
GCCAUGGCUUUGGCAUCAUGGUACCAUCGUGACAUCAGCCGUGUGAAAGCGGAGGACUUGCUGGCACGGGCAAGGAGGGAUGGCAGCUACCUGGUGAGAGACAGUGAGUCAGUGCCAGGAGCCUAUGCAUUAUGCCUGCUGUUUAAACGUCAUGUUCAUACGUACCGUAUUCUUCCUGACCCGGAUGGUCUUCUGGCAGUUCAGACAACACAGGGUGUGCAGGUGAACUGUUUUCGGACGCUGGAGGACUUGGUGUUGGGAUACCAGCAACCCCACAAAGGCCUGGUGAUCCCUCUUCUCUACCCUGUGUCCCAUGACACAGACACAGGGGAUGAGAGCUCAGAUGAUGAGAAACCAACUCCCAUUCCAGCCUCUGUCAGUACAGCGCCAUUCAUGGGAUCACCAACAAUACCAGCCCCCCAUACCUUAUUCCUGGAGAAGCUGAAAGAGCUUAAUACACCAAAUAUUGCGGGUGGAGUGAUUGGCCUGCUCAAUGACUACCUCUUCAGUGAGCUGCCGCUGGACAUUGAGAAUGUGCAUCAAGGGGCAACAACUUUAUAUCACCUCAAGCGUACUUUGGCUACAGCCUGCCAAGGCCUCAACAGCGAGAUAGAUCUCACUCUUUCAAGUCUGGAAACCUUGGCCAAAGUCUUUGACCAUCCCAGCUGCUCUUUAACUCCUAUCAAGACACAGGAUCCAGAGAAGGAGAUUGACAGCUUGCUGUGUAAAAUCUCAGCAUUGAUCAGCCUUCUUUCUUCGUUGGAGAAAAAGGUUUUACAAGCAUUACAAGAUGCUGUGACCAAUCACAACCUGGCAGUGCAGCCCAGCCCGCCACCUCCUGAACCAGUACCCACCAUUGUUAUGCCUGCAAAGAACAACACCAGACAGCUGCCUGUCCACUCCUUUCAGGUGAAGAUGGUGAGAUACGGCAGACAAACUGUUUCUGUGGAUGUGGACACAGGAGUCCUGCUAUUCGACAGGAAAGCGGGCUCAUUUGGUAUCGAGAGAGUCUCGCAGAGCAGAAUCCUUCAGAUUGUCAAGUUACAAAACUACCCAGCCAAGAUCCGAAUGGUUGUUGACAGCUACCACAACACACCGCGGGAGAUGACAUUUGAGAGUGCUCGGAAAUGCGACUCGUUCUGCCAACUCCUCCUGCUGAUGAAGUCCAGGCACUCUCAGCUGGAUGAACCUGAUGUGGUCUCUGUGUUUGUUGGCACCUGGAAUAUGGGUAGUUCCCCUCCUCCUCGAAUCCUGCAGUCGUGGGUGACCUGCUGUGGUUUGGGACACACCCCUGAUGAGUCGACUGCUUUGCUUCCUCACGACAUCUAUGCGUUAGGGACUCAGGAAAACCCUCAGGGGGAGAGGGAGUGGACAGAACAAAUCAAAGCAACUCUUAACAGCUAUACACAAGUCAACUUCAAACUGGUGGCAGUGCAGUCCCUCUGCAAUAUGAGGUUGGCUGUGUUCGCAAAGCCUGAGCAUGAGAGUCGCAUCAGCCACGUGAACACAGCCAGUGUGAAGACUGGUCUUGGAAACACUUUAGGAAACAAGGGAGGAGUUGGAGUUUCCUUCUUCUUCAAUCGAACAUCAUUUGGGUUUGUUAACUGCCACCUGACCUCUGGAAGUGAGAAAGUGCUAAGGAGGAAUCAGAACUUUGUGGACAUCCUUAGACUGCUUUCCAUGGGUGACAAACAGCUCUCUGCCUUUGAUAUAAGCCUGCGUUUCACUCAUCUCUUCUGGUGUGGAGACCUCAACUACAGGCUCGACCUGGAUGUGCAGGACAUCCUGAAACAUGUUUCCAAAAGAGAAUUCGAGGAACUCAUGUUUGCAGACCAGCUGACUCGAGAAAGACAAAAAAGGAAGGCCUUUUUCAAUUUCAAGGAAGAGAAGAUUACAUUUCCACCCACCUACCGGUAUGAGAGAGGCUCCAGAGACUGCUACCUUUGGCAGAAGUACAAGACAUCAGGAGUGCGAGUUAAUGUUCCAUCAUGGUGUGACCGGAUUCUGUGGAAGUCCUACCCAGAAACUCACAUCAUCUGCACGGCGUAUGGUUGCACUGAUGACAUCUUUACAAGCGAUCAUUCACCUGUUUUUGCCACCUUCCAAGUUGGAGUGACAUCUCAGUGCAGCUCCAAAUCAGAGGUAAAUUCCAGUGUAGAGAGGGCCUGGAUUGAGCUUGAAGAAAUUGACGCCAUUGUGAAGAGUUCUUCAUCGAGCAAGGCAAAGUUCUUCAUCGAGUUUCAUUCCUCGUGCCUUGAAGAGACACAACGCUCCAGUGAGAAUAAUUUACAAGGCUGUGAUGUUCCUGGGUUUCUCAAACUGGGCUGGACCUGCCAACAGCUACCAAAGCUCAUUCCACUCUUGUCUGAUCUGGAGUACCUCCAGGAUCAGCACUUGCUCUUAUCUGUAAAGUCAUGUGAUGGAUUCGAAUCAUACGGUGAAUGUUGUGUGGCUCUGCAGUCAGUGAUGGACGUGUCACAGAAAUUUGAGACAUUUUUGAGUCAUCGCGGUGAGGAGAUGGGCUCCAUACGAGGACGGGUCAGAGUUCAUGUGCCCAAGGACAGGCGAGCAACUCGGAAGAAGAUUUAUGACUUGUUUUGUUUUCAGAAAGAUGAUAAAGGUCCUGGAAGGGGAAACGUGUCUCUUGCAGCAACACGGAUUCCAGUUACUAGGCCAUCUGGAGUCCCUGUUAAACCUACGGCGAGCAGCUACACCAACCCUGCCUACUUUAUCUUUGAAGGUGUACCAGAUCCACACAGGGCAGAGGAGGCCCUUCCACAACGAAGGGACCCCCAGCUGAUCUGGUCUGGAAAUGAGGCCCUGCAGCUUCCAAAAGUCUCAGGGCGGCAGGGGUUUGACAGGAGACCCUGUCACAGAUCAGACUUUACAGAAAUUGAAAUUCCUGCUAUACUGUCCCAGUGCAAUCUAACAAAAGAUCUUCAUCUGUCUCAAACCAACUCUUCCUAUCAGCUCUUUCCAGCCCAAAGCCCAUCUCCAAUGCCUGCUCCCUCAACAAAUGCCUUGCCUCAGUUCCAGGAACAGACUUCACGCAUCAGAGAAAGAUGCCCAGGAAAACUAAAUGUUGUUCAGGACUCCAUGCAGCCUGAAAGCAACAUAUAUAUAAACCACUCAGAAAUCGGAAAGAAAAAAGCCAGAGGAGAUCACCAGCUUCUUCCGUUAAGAACAAAUGCCAUCCGCACAAAGUCCCCAUCCCUUCUGCCUUAUACUCCCACUCCCUUGACACAAUGUCAGCACUCUGUUUCCUGGAUUGUUGAUAAGCAGCCACGAACAGGAGACAACUCCCUCACUGCUUUGCAAAUUGCCAAGUCCCUCAGUGAGGUUGACUUCUUCCCUUCAGUGGAAAAAGGCCUAUCCACAGCCAGGCAGAGGGCAAGUUAUGGAAACGGCCCUUCAAUACUUGGAGACAGAGGCUGCAGCUGGGACAAGGAGGUGUCAGUCCUGAAAGGUGCACCAGAAACUGUGCAGGAGCUUCUUAGUACCCUAGGUCUUCAAAAAUACACCCUGGGACUUAGCCUGAACGGUUGGGAUGACUUGGAUUACUUCAGUGGGAUCACGGAGGAGGAUCUGUGUGCAGCGGGUGUCACAAACCCCUCCCACCGGCGCAGGAUCCUUGAAAACCUUCCCAGGAACUGGAACUAACAGAGAAAUGAUGGUACAAGGUCCUGUCCUGUUCAGUUCUGCUACUCACUUGAACUGGAAAAACUUUCAGAACUAAACAGAGCUCCCUCUGAUCUUAAGAAACAUCACGUUUGCUGGACACUUGUUGUUUUGUUUUUAUGUAAAACUGUAACAUGAGUUUAUCUGUGUCAAAAAAGAGAAGGAAACAUAACACAUUAAGUUCUUAUUGCACAUAUAUAUAUAUGUUGUUCAUCUGCAGCUUAAAUAACUGACCAAUAAGUGGAAGAAAUUAUAAUGAUAUUACAGCCUCUGUGAAUUGGUUUCAAAACACAAGUUUGUGUUUUCCAAAGUUCUUUUGAAGUCACUGUUUAAGAACCAUUUUCCUCUAUAUACAUUUUUUUACAUUGCUAUAAGUGAGCCACAGUGAUAUGUCUAAUAAUAAACCAAAAGAAAUUAAAAUCCAGCCAUAUCUACAGGA